Molecule: messenger RNA, 3367 nt
Organism: Magallana angulata
Lineage: Eukaryota; Metazoa; Mollusca; Bivalvia; Ostreida; Ostreidae
Exons: 34
Coding region: 93-2954 (953 amino acids)
Source: RefSeq, a predicted model, not a curated record
GCUUUCUCUUCUUUCACUUCGUUUCAGCGCAGUGAGAAGAAGGAAAAAGAGGACGUCGUCAUAUACAGAAGCCUGAGAAGGAAAGAUAAAAUAUGGAAUCAGUGAGCUCGAUGAAAAGUGUAGGAACCAUGAACUUUUAUGAAGACGACUGUGGUGUACCAGCUUAUAUGGCAGUAAGGAAUUCUGUUACUAAGAGUGAAUUAGAUAAAGAACACUUAGAACUCGAAAGCAACCAACUUGAAGAUCAUAUCAACGAUAUACAUGAUUGUCAACAGGAUCCAGACAACUUUGAAGUCAAUGUAGUAUGUAUUGGUAAAGAAGAAGAAGAAGAAGAAGAAGAAGAAGAAGAAGAAGAAGAUGAAGGAAAUGCCUCUAAGGUGGAUGAAGGGGGCACAACUGUUUGUGGGAUUGCAGAUGUACGGAAUGAUGAGAAUGGGGAAAUCACUGCAAAGACAGGAGUUCAUGUACAAACUCAACAAACAUCUGUUGAUGUCAAAUGUGCCAAACAAGAUGGAGGAAACAGCUCCAAAUCCAUGACAAAAAUUUGGGGUGAUAUACCUAGUAAUGGGGAUAGAGAUGGAAUUGCAAAGAUAGAGGGAGUCCCAGAACAGGUUCAAGGAACAACUGGACCAGGUGUUCCAGGUGGAGUCAUAAGGAUAUCAAAUUUGAAAAAAGGAAAAGGGAUUGCAGAUGUACCGAAUGAUGAGGAUGGGGAAAUCACUGCAAAGACAGGAGUCCAUGUACAAACUCAACAAACAUCUGAUGAUGUCAGACCUGCUAAAAUAGAUAGAGGAAACAGCUCCAAAAUAAAUGAGGAGUCCAUGACAAAAACGUGGAGUGAUAUACCUAGUAAUGAGGAUAGAAAUGGAAUUGCAAAGAUAGAGGGAGUCCCAGAACAGGCUCAAGGAACAACUGGACCAGGGAUUGCAGAUGUACGGAAUGAUGAGGAUGGGGAAACUGCUGCAAAGACAGAAGUCCAUGAACAAACUCAAGCAACAUCUGAUGAUGUCAGACUUGCUAAAAUAGAUAGAGGAAACAGCUCCAAAAUAAAUGAGGAGUCCAUGACAAAAACGUGGAGUGAUAUACCUAGUAAUGAGGAUAGAGAUGGAAUUGCAAAGAUAGAGGGAGUCCCAGAACAGACUCAAGGAACAACUGGAUCAGGGAUUGCAGAUAUACAGAUUGAUGAGGAUGAGAAAACUGCUGCAAAGACAGAAGUCAAUGAACAAACUCAACCAACAUCUGAUGAUGUCAGACUUGCUCAAAUAGAUAGAGGAAACAGCUCCAAAAUAAAUGAGGAGUCCAUGACAAAAACAUGGAGUGAUAUACCUAGUAAUGUGGAUAGAGAUGGAAUUGCAAAGAUAGAGGGAGUCCCAGAACAUGCUCAAGGAACAACUGGACCAGUUUGUAAUGAUAUACCUCAGAAGCAACAGGAUGCACAUAUCAAUGGCUUGACUUCAAGCAACAACACUAGGAACAGAAAAGAAUCUGUAGUGAAUGCUAAACAAGCUGGUGAAGAGGUAGAGAAGGGAGGAGGAAACACCCCAAAGAUGGAGGAAGACCUCAAUGCAAGCACUGAGUGUGAAGACAGUGAUGAUGUAAAUAUACAAAAGAUAGAUGGUGCCACAGAAAACAGUAAAGAAAGACAAGAUGGAGUGAACACCUCAGAUGUGAAUGCUAAACAAGCUGGUGAAGAGGUAGAGAAGGGAGGAGGAAUCACCCUGAAGAUGGAGGAAGACCUCAAAACAAGGACUGAUGCAGUUAACACUCCCGAGAUGGUUAUUACCACAGAAGACAGCAAAGAGGAAGGACAGAAUGGAGGAAACAUCCCAACUGUGAAUGCUAAACAAGCUGGUGAAGAGGUAGAGAAGGGAGGAGGAAACACCCCAAAGAUGGAGGAAGACCUCAAAACAAGGACUGAGUGUGAAGACAGUGAUGAUGUAAAUACACCAAAGGUGAAUGGUGCCACAGAAAACAGUAAAGAAGAAAGACAAGAUGAAAUGAACUCUUCAGAUGUGAAUGCUAAACAAGCUGGUGAAGAGGUAGAGAAGGGAGGAGGAAUCACCCUGAAGAUGGAGGAAGACCUCAAAACAAGCACUGUAGUGAAUGCUAAACAAACUGGUGAAGAGGUAGAGAGGAGAGGAGGAGACACCCAAAAGAUGGAGGAAGACCUCAAAACAAGCACUGAAUUUGAUAAUAAGGAAGCAGUCAACACUCCCGAGAUGGAAAGUACCACAGAAGACAGCAAAGAGGAAGGACAGAAUGGAGGAAACAUCCCAACUGACUAUAACGGUGAAUGUGAUAGCGAACAGGAUGCAGACAACUCGCCUUCUUGGUUGAAAGGAACAAAAAUUUGGCAGUUCUUGUUUUUUGGAUUUUUCCUGAUACUGCUUUAUAUUAGCACUCAGAUUACUUGUAUCCCAAGUGCAUGUGGAACUCCUGCUUCUAAUCCUCAUAAAUACAUGUAUGCAGCUGACCCUCAAAGCACCCAGAAAUAUUUCAAUUGUGACCACUUCAGCACUCUUUUCAUCAAUGCAUCAAGAAUAUUUGAUAGUAAAAGUAGCUGCUACUGUGAGUCUAUGAAAAAGAAGUGCUUAUCUGGGUUUGAACGAUUUUGUCUGCCAUUGGUAACAGAAAAACAUUUCAUAGCUGGCUGCAUCAACAUUACAGGCCUCCAUUUGCUUGGGGAAAAAUGUCUUCUAGUUACAAUUGUUGACGAGCACAAGAAGUAUCAUGCUGAGUGCCAUGAUAAAAAGUGCCCCAUUUGCACCAAUGCAAAUUCUUUGGAAGAGAGGUUGAAAAUGUGCCUUUUCCAGAAGGAGACCUCUGGAGACAGCCAUAGUAAUGAGUGCACCCCUAAAAAAGGCAGCGCAACAAGUGGACGUGUACAGCCAACUUAUUGGAUCCUCUGUCUUUGCAUUGCUUUUGUACUGUUAAUAGUACUUACCAGUGAUUAAAGGAAUGAUGGGAACAGUGAUUUUUUGAGCAUCUAGAGCAAAAGACAAUCCAUCUAGUGCAAUGUUGUGAAAAAGCAUAAUUGUAAAGCGCUUUAAACAAAGAUAUUCUAUUUUAAUUUGUUGAAUUGUGGGGAAAAAAGCAAUUAAGGACACUGGGUGGUCAACAAAUUAUCUAUCUGAUCUUCCUUAAAUUUUAAGAUAUGAUAUCUUUUAUAGCUAUCAACAACUAUUUAGUAAAAAAAGUAUAUAUUAAACCUUUUAAAUUAGGGCAUUUAUUUAAUAUUCUUAUAGGGCUCUCCUUUUUAAAGGAGAUCAAUACAGUCUAAAAAUGGCCAGGACCAUGGAGCCCUCUUAAGGUAGUAUGGGACAUCUGUCAAUAUAAAUGUGGAAUGAAUUACUGUAACGUCGAAAUU